AUGUUCGCCCACCCAUUCGAUCAUUCAUUCAAUGAUCUGUUUAAUCAGUACGUCAAUAUGGACACAUCGAGUACCGACGCCAACAAGGAUGUGUCCUUUCCUAGCGAGUUCGACCAGUUAUUCCCACUUGACUCGUUCUCAACCGACUGUGGCGACCAGUCUCCGGUUAUUUCCACUGUACAGCAUAACAGUCAGCCGGCGCAGGACUGGGGCAAGGACCUUUGGUCUCUGUCGCAGAACACCGGCUGCUCUACGAAUCAAGACAGUUUUUCUUUUCAAGAUAGUACCCAACCUUCGACUGCUUUGGACUUGAGCAUUGGCCUCGAAGCCGAUGCAACUGGACAUUCCCAGGCCUCUGUACCCCGCUCAACGCCUUCAACUCCUCCAGCAACUCCUGGCCCCAAGGUCAAAGGAGGUUUAUUCACCCCGAAGACGAUCCGCCAUCACCGAGAAUCUAAUGAUCGCCGCGGCCUACUGCGCAAACAGAGCUUCUCCCCUGGCUUGAUGCGCUCCUCCCAGCUCCAGAAAGGCAGCUGUAGGAUGGCCUACCCGGAGGCUUGGGCUCAACGACUGCAGAAUUUUACCAUCCGUAGCUCCGACGAGUGCCUUCCAUUGUCGCCACCCCCAUCUGAUAUCCUUGUGCAGCAGGAGAACGUUAAGCACACACCUGUGCAGAUGAGGAACGCAGCAGAAGGCUUUCAAGGCUCGACAGAGUUGCCUCAGCAGAUUGACUCUGGUUAUAUCACACAAUCUCCAGCGAUCCCGAUGCCGUCACCAUCCGCCAAUGCGUUGGCAGGCCAGCAGCAGAGGUAUUUAAGCCAGACAGGCACAUCUGCUUUAACCCCGAGUCCUCCUUCGGCAAGAGACGUAUUCUCCUCACCGCAUUCCUCGGACCCUCAAUCGAUGCCCUCCUGGCAUUCCGAAUCUCUCAACACACCAGCAUUCCAAUACACUCCUGAACUCAGUGACCAUCAAACAUGGUGGUCGCCUAUGCCCUCUGAGGUGGCACAGCGCCAUGCUUCAUAUCAGCAGAUGAUCGCAUCGCCGGCUCCACAGCGGCCAGUCCAAGCAGCUGCCAACCACGGAGACUUCCUGCAAGGAGGGCUUAUGAUCCAACUAGACCCUACACAAUUCGAUAUAUCUUCAUCAUUCCCUUCCUCUACCAUUCCAACAACCGCCAACAACCACGACAACCUCGCCUACAAUGUCGAAGCACAUGCGCCCCAAAAAUACGUCGACGCAUCUUCUUUCAACACUCAGGCCGUUCCCCAUCCCUCACGAUCCCCAUCCAUAUCACCAAAAGCGGACACUUCACCGCGGCAUGGGUCUGCAAACCGCGAUGGGAUGGCAAUGAAGAACGCUCCUCGCCGUCCUCACGGCCGCAAGUUGUCCGGACAGUCAACAAGUACACCCAAGCCUGUCAAGACUCCUAACAGUCUAUCCACAAGCCCAAGAGGGGGCAAAUCAGUCACAGUGUCGUUUGUCAACUUCACGGCAAACGACAGGCAGAAGAUUCUUACGGGGGUUGCUCCGAGUGGCAGCUCCAAGACAAAGGCCAGACGCGAACAGGAAGCCCGCGACCGACGGCGCAAGCUAAGCGAGGCUGCGCUGCAGGCGGUGCGGAAAGCAGGCGGCGAUGUAGAAGCCCUAGAGGCUGUCCUCUGCUAG
Molecule: messenger RNA, 1668 nt
Organism: Aspergillus nidulans FGSC A4
Lineage: Eukaryota; Fungi; Ascomycota; Eurotiomycetes; Eurotiales; Aspergillaceae
Gene: wetA
Product: developmental regulatory protein WetA
Exons: 1
Coding region: 1-1668 (555 amino acids)
Source: RefSeq, a predicted model, not a curated record